Pungitius pungitius (ninespine stickleback) is the source of this 2344-nucleotide messenger RNA. It is a transcript of the gene calm3a, whose product is annotated as calmodulin 3a (phosphorylase kinase, delta). NCBI's taxonomy places the organism in Eukaryota, Metazoa, Chordata, Actinopteri, Perciformes, Gasterosteidae. The transcript has 6 exons. The coding region runs from base 260 to 709 and encodes 149 amino acids. The record is from RefSeq and is a predicted model, not a curated record. Gene Ontology annotation, molecular function: calcium ion binding; enzyme regulator activity.
AACGUUACCGGCGGAGGGAUACAGUGCUGAAAACAGGCAAAGCCCACCCGUAUCGCUGGAUUGAGGUUUCUGGGCCACUCUGGUGCAACACAGGGAUACAGAUUCUCAAAAGACUCCCCGAGACAUAUAUCGCAAAAAAACCCCAUUAAAUAUAGUUUUCGAUACUUUAUCAGAGUAUCUUCCGUCCAAGCAAGACCGAAACAAAACCUUACAUCGGUCGUUUUGUCGUCUUCGCGAAGCUUGAAACGUCAACGGGACAAUGGCUGAUCAACUGACUGAGGAGCAGAUUGCUGAGUUCAAGGAGGCGUUCUCGCUGUUUGACAAGGACGGUGAUGGUACGAUCACAACCAAGGAACUCGGGACCGUGAUGCGCUCCCUGGGACAGAACCCCACUGAGGCUGAGUUGCAGGACAUGAUCAAUGAGGUGGACGCUGAUGGCAAUGGUACAAUUGACUUUCCUGAGUUUCUGACCAUGAUGGCCAGAAAGAUGAAGGAUACAGACAGCGAGGAGGAGAUCAGAGAAGCUUUCAGAGUCUUUGACAAGGAUGGUAACGGCUACAUCAGUGCAGCAGAGUUACGGCACGUCAUGACCAACCUAGGGGAGAAGCUCACUGAUGAGGAGGUGGACGAAAUGAUCCGCGAGGCUGACAUUGAUGGUGACGGUCAGGUCAACUAUGAGGAGUUUGUCCAGAUGAUGACUGCCAAGUGAAGAGAACACUGACAUUUCUCUCAACGUUGCUUGUCCUUCUGAGAUCGCUGUUUUUAAGAACCACAAAUAAAAGAACAAUUAUCAGAUGAUAAACCAAAUCCCCCCCCCCUCCUACCAAAACACUGUAGAAUCAGACAAAUUGCGCUUAAGUACAUCCAAAUACUUCGAUGGUAUCUGUUUAGCAAGCACCAACAGAAUAAUCCAUAGAGAGGUUAAUGGGCCAAGCUUUAAGAGGCCCUGUACUUCAGACCAAGUUUCUGCUGAGUCACCCAGCUCCUGAUUAAUUUAGAGGAAGGAGCAGUGCUGAGAAGGCAGAGGGAUUGGAGCCCUUGCCACAGUUGGUAUAGAGAAGUUGGCUAUUUCAUUCUUCCCACCAUUUAACAAAGAACUCUAAAUACUGAAUCGGGUACUCUUCUUGCAUGCACCCUUUCUGUGGCGUCCUCGUGUGACAACGAGGAGGCUCUGAUAAGAAGUAGUGGUCAGGCUGUGUACACACUGGAGGUAUAUACAUUUCUAUAUAGCUAUAUAUCUGUAACAUUUGUGUCACUAUUGGUUAUUUCAAGAGCAGAUAGUUGCGGUGUAGGGUGUUUGUUGGUGCUCGGUUGCAGUCCUUUAUAUCUUGAAGAGUUCAGACAAGAGCCAGAGAUGGAAAAGGGCAAUCUGUGUUUUCUCCUCUUGGGGGGGAGAUGUGUUGUCUGGUUUUGAGGUGUGGGCUUUACAGCGUGCCCACGGCAGUAAUUGCAGGCACGAGUAACUGAUAUUGCUUAUGGAGGAUAAUUGUGAAAACAACACUUGCACUGGACUGCAGUAAAUGCAUUUGUUCGGCCAUGUCCAGAUAUCCUGUUGAUACAAUAUUGAUGUGAUGCUUUAUAAAUGUAUUCUCAAAUAUUAAUGUAUUAACUUUGGUCACCAAAUAUAUCCAUAUAAAUAUCGUGUAUCGUACAGCUGUUGUAGUAAAUGACCCGUGACAUGUUUUACCUUUUUGGUUUUGAAAUGUGCCAUAAUACUCUAAAACGCCUCAACCUUCUUGCAAGACUUGUACUUCAUUAGAAUAUAAUGCAUCAACUUAACAUAAUAGCGCAUAAAAGUACAUGAAGUUGAACAUAUUUGCACUUUGGUAUAAACCAUGUGAAUAUUAAAAAGGUUUUGUUGUAAAAUGAACCAAAUGUCACUGUUGCUGCUGCUAUAACAACUCCUAUGUUACACUCAUUUCUCGUCCUUGUUGGUGUCUGAUCUUCGAUUAGUCCAGUGCUUCAAACUUCAAUCUGCUUGCUGUUUUAACAAACAAAAUACAUAUACUGUAUAUUCACAAAAAACGGUGGUGGGGGUGAUGUAUUUCAUUUGGGCUGUUCGAGUGGGACUUCAAAAUAGGGAUGAAAUGGGUUUGUAGCAAAGAAGGGAGAUUGUUUAGGGUUUUGAACAGAUGGUUAAAUUGACAAAGUUGGUUAGCUGAGGUAUCUUUAGAUAUCCCCACAUGCAUAAAACUUAAAUUCUGCUCUGCUUAAAGCGUUUUAAAAUUAGUUUGAACCGGAUGAAGAGAAGUGAAUGGACUGUUAACUUCUGAUGGUAUCUCAAAAAUGUAAAGAUGUGAUAUAUUUUACAUAAAUCAAUAAACUGAGCUUUACUUCACCUGCA